Messenger RNA from Penaeus chinensis, 3346 nucleotides. RefSeq lists its product as uncharacterized. Bases 447 to 2954 code for a protein of 835 amino acids. The transcript has 8 exons. NCBI's taxonomy places the organism in Eukaryota, Metazoa, Arthropoda, Malacostraca, Decapoda, Penaeidae. The record is from RefSeq and is a predicted model, not a curated record.
AAAUUACUAACUGCGUGUAGUUAGGAGGCAGCCCAAUAGAUGGCUGAACCGUCGGUUAUUACGUCACGCUCUAUCGGUGCGCAUGACCGCUGUCCUCUGUUUGUUUACAUGGAACAGCUGAUUACUCCUGUUCGUUUUCAGUGUAACUCGGAUUCAAUGUAUAAUCUUAUGCUUGUUAAGAAAAUAUAUUUAUAUUUCAUAUAUUUGGUAAUACCAUCAGAUAGAUAAAACAUGUAUUCUUGCUGAACGAAGAUAAGUCGUCAGCAUAUGAGUAUAAAAUUACGAAAUUACUUUCACCCAAGUUUUAACGCAAGGGUUCGAACACCUUCUUGCGCGGGUCUUUGCGAAUGGACUGAAAAUGAAAACACGGAACACAAAAAUAAAAAGUAAUAGGAUUUAGGAGACGUGUUUCGGCUAAGUAGAUUAGCCAAUAUCAUCUUUACAAUAUGGAGGCAACAGAUAAAGAUGAGCUUGCUGCACAGCUAGCAAAAAUGAAGAAACAGCUAAGGCAUAAGGAACGGCAGCUUAAGAAGUAUAACAAAGCUUUAGAGGCAAAGAAGCAUGUACAGGAGACAAUAAGAAGACAAAACACUCAGUUAUCUUCUCAUGGCGCAGUUCUAAAUGGAGAUUUGACAGAAACCAGAGACGAGAGGGAAGGAAGGAGUAAUGAUUCACGAAUAGUAACAUUUAGCGAGAAAGAACCUGAAGUGAUUUACAUGAGUCCAUCUGAUCAAAAUGCCAAAAAUUUAAAGGGUAAAAAAAAAGGUAAGAGGGAAGUAUCACAGCUCAGUCUCCAGCAGGAUGUUCCAGAAAUGAUCGAUCUUGUGGAAGAAAAAAUUGCAAGAGACGAGUCUCCUCCUGUUUCAUCAUUUACAGAAAAUGAUACAAGUCAUUUGAGAACAAAAUCUGGCAACAAUGCAAAAGAUUCACUCAGCAGAACAGAAAUAAUCCCUUCAAGAGUUCAGGGCAUCAUGUUAGAUCAAAAUAGAGAGGACAGCACUCAUAAUGGCCAAAACAGCAUACAAGUCAAGAGUAAACCAAAUAUUACUGAUGAACUCAGAGAUGUGGAUGACUAUUCUUUUUCGAACUUAGAGGAAUUCUUUGAUAACAGUAAAGAAGGAGGCACUCACUCCAUUCCACAUGAAGGACCAGUAAUGGUCCAAACUGAUAUUAAUACCUGUCAGAAAAUAACAUGCACAGAAUCCAAUUUGGGUGCACAUGAGGACACAGACACAUUGCUCAAACACCAAGUUAUUUCAAAAUGUCCCAAUUUUAAGGCAAUGGUCGAGUCACAAGAUCUCUUUGCAACCCCACAAAAUGACAGCUCAUUCAUGAAGGAGAAUAUUGAUAUCAAGAGAAGAUGUAAACCUAAUGCCAAGCACGCAAUGCGUAGACUGACGCCAGAGAAUUGGCAGGGAAAAUCAGAUCACAGCUGUGUAGUUUCUGACAAGAAGACAGGACACUUUUUGAAGAAUGACACUGCAUCAGUCAAAAUUAAUGAAACUAAGACAGCUGAAAGUGAUCCUGAAUUUGUUGUAGAUAGAAAAGAUACGACCACAGAAAGUGAAUUUAAUUCUGUCUCUGUUUCCAGAAAGACAGAUGGAAUGGAUGUGACAGUAGGUAACCCUGUGUGUGAGGAGAAAAAGGUUGGAGAACCCAGUAAUAUUACUGAAAUGUUUGAGACAUCAUGUGAUGAUGAGGAAUUUGAAGAGGAAAUGAUGGUUGCUGCUUUAAGUGCUGAGGAAGGAGUCAUGAAUGUGGAUGAAAAGCAUUCAGAAACUGAACCAGGCUGUGAUAAUGUCAAAAUCUGUGGUAUGAGCCCAGCAGAGCCAAAAGGAAAAUUUGAGGAUACAGAUAUUUUAAUGGAUGAACAUACAGAACUUCUUGAUAUUGAAAGGAAAGAAGAUCUCCUGCCUGAAUCACAGGAGUAUACCAGAGACUAUAAAGUUCCACCCGGUAAUGGGAAAAUAAAUUACCAAACUCUUAGCUCAAGGCAAGAGUUUGGCAAGAUACUAACUACAUCUGUUGCAGCCAUAAAAGAGAGGGGCAAGGAAAUUGCAUGUGUUCUGCUUGUUCAUGAGUUUGGCCUCAUGCAGUGGAAGAUGAGUGACAAGGAAGGAAAUGCAGACGACCUCAGUCAAAAUUUUGGCCAGAACGUGUCUGGUCAUGAAUGGAUGUUGAUGGAUGAAGUUGACUAUUCUGUUGGAUCUGUCUCUGAAAUGAGAAAUAUUGUAGCUGUAGGCUUCCCUUCAGAAGAUGGGGCCAGAUACCUUGUGAUUUUGGAAAAGUUCCUAGAAAAGGAAGUGGUCAUGAUUUAUGUUCAGUUAACACCUAGCAGAACAAUGGAAACAACCGUUGUUCCUGUACAAUGUACAAUGUAUGAGAAGUUGCUAUGCUGUUCCCUCGGAGAAUGGAGCAUCAUCAUGUACUGGAGACCAGAAGAAGCUAGCAAAGACGGGUCACUGAUGAUCACAGACUUCGACUUAGCUUACUCCAGACGCAGCAAGAAGUGGCUUCUGCAGUGUGAGUCGAACGUAGUGGAUCCACAUUGGGAUGAAUCUCUUGUGGGUCUGGUACCACUGAAUGGCACAGGUUCAGAAGGCAUCAUCCUGUGUACAACCCCAACUGAGAUGUAUGUGUAUGAUGCAUUGCAAGAUGUAAUCAUUACACAGAUUCCGUGGCAUAUGUCUGUGGUCUGUUGGGCAGUUAGCGUAAAGGAAUAUUUAUUCAUUACUUCCAUCACAGCAGGAGAGGUUCAGAUAUCUGCAGUUAAUCCAAUAAAUGGAGAGAGUGAAACAUUCUGCAGUUUUUCUAUUGAUGAGAUUGCAGGCCGGCUAAAGAGCUGUAAAGUUGAAGAAGCAAGGGAAGUGAGGUUAAGUGGGGCAUAUUACUUACAGGGACUUGUACUUGUUUACAGCAAUGGAACUGUAGCACGUAUUCCCUUGACAGCAUAGCGAUUUAGUCAUAGCUGUGAUAUUGUAUUAUGUGACUAAAUUUCUUUUCUGCUAUUGUCAUGAGUAGAUUUUUUUUUGUUUCAGUUUCUUUCUGCCUUUGUUUUUCUUUCUUUCUUUUUAGAAUGUUUAUAUUUACUGUUGUUUGAUUGAUGUAUGGUGUAAACAUCAGAUGUUAUGUAAGAUGUAAUGAUAUCUGCAUGAUAUUUCGAGUGUGGAGGCUUCUUUUAAUAUGUGUAAAGAAUAAUAUGUGAUCAAAGAAACUGUUAUGACUGUAUAUAAAGAUGUACUUUUAUUGUUGCAUACCCAUUUGUAUAAAGCUUAAAGAAUUUACUUGUAUAUUUCUAGAAAAGAAAUAUUUUAUAUUUUUGAAUAUAAAUUUAGGAUGAAUUGUU